GUGACAUUUCGGGGUGUUGGGAUUUUUUAUGGCAGCCCUUGAUUACGAUUGAAAAUUACCAAUUACGAAACCAAGCCAAAAAGCAAAAGUUUUUUAUCGAAGCAAACGUUCCGAUUUGAGAUUAUGAUGUUAACGGGGAUUUGAGAUUAUGAUGUUAACGGGCCUAGAAUUCUUCAAUGUUUAAUGCUAUACUAUAAACAUAUUUCGUAUCGUAUUGCUUAUCGUCAAUUUGUGCAGUCGCAGAAAAUGGAUAUUUUGCGUCAUUUCCAGAAUAUUUCUUGGUGUAAACCAGACUGGUGCUAUCCAAGCAUGAGUAAGGAGACCAAUGAACUGCUACAUCAAUGCACAGAUCUGCCAACUCUGAAACUCUCUGAUGAUGUAGAGGAGCUUAUCAAGAAGAGUAAAGCGUUCCCCAUACCAUUCCCUAUAGAAACUGUCAGGUUGGAGAAGUUAAAAGUCCGCAAACCAAUAGAGAAAUUGAAAAGGAAUAUAGUGUCAACAUACCCUUUGAUACAUGAAAGAGUUCUGUUGUUGAUGACACACUUUAUUAUUUACAAAAGAGAAUUUGGUUCUAACAUAGAAAAAGCAUUCUACAAAGAUAUGACAGUGCCUGAGUUUAUAGAGAGGAUACUCAAAAAACGCGCUGUCAUGUUUAUGAACGAAAGCGAUGACUUUCUUCUAUUAUCUGGUGAAAGAGAUCAUGAUGGUUGGGAGCAAGUUGGUACUCUGCAUCAAAAACCUCCACUCUUACUGGAGAACUGUUUGAGCUAUGAUGAGAUGAAGCUAUCCGCUAUGAUCUACGUAAGUGGGUACACAGAAUGCAUCAACGAUGGCUCGAGAACUAACGCUGGGGUUAUUAGAGAGGACAUCGCUGAAGAAGACGCCGUCAUUAUUGGUCUAAUAGGUCCACGUUUCGAGAGACGUGGUCGAAUGGACUACGAAGAUAUACUAAUAACUGAGCAACAGAAUUGCCUUGAAAAUGGUUACGGGGAAGAAGUGACGCCUACAACGUGUCUAAAUGUUCUGAAGACUACGUAUGUGAGGAACAACCAGUCCGCUAAACAUAUGUGGAGACAAAUGUGGUCAGAGUUCUACCAGGUUCACAGUUACACGUACGAAGAACUAACGUCAUAUAUAAACAUCCAAGACAAGGACGAAGACAAACAGUAUCUGGACAGAUAUGUGAAGCAGCCUCACUCUGACAAUAUAUUCGAUAAUGAGGUGUACUACAAGAGGCUGAGCAUUCUCGUCGAAACCACCCUUCUAGAGGCAGAAUACAGAGCUGUGGAGAGCGGGAGAGAUGCCUUUAUUAAUGUUAUAGGAUGUGGACUCGGCGUGUGGAAGAUAGCCCCGCACCAGCCGGACGUGUAUAUCCUCACAUUCUUGGAGCGGAUACGGGCGUUUCUCAAGAAGGACCUUUUGAAUCACGUCACUGACGUCAACUUCGCGUACAUUAGGACGAGUCGCGGUAUACAAUCAUUAUUCACAAACUCUCCUGUUCAUAAUGAUCAGUCACCAAUCGAAAAAAGAAUUUUCUUCGAAUGCAAACGACAUCCAAAGGGUGGUAUAAAUGUGCAAAUGGAGAACAGAGAGCCCUCUGCGAAGCUGAAAGGUGAACACGAAGGGAAGCUACUGGUCAUGACUUACCCUUGGGACAGCAAUGCCCACCCUGGGAACGAAUUUUGGAUCGGAAGUCUAUCCGGAUCCGGAGAUCCGGCAGCCGCGUGCUCCACACAAGUUGCAGAACUGCACAACGCACACAUCAACCCCGCCGUCAGUGGCUACAACGUGCGAGUCGCGGGUCGAUAUGGGAUCAACUCGCUAGCGGAAUAUUCGCGCUCUCUCAUUACGUAAUACUGAAAGAGAGAGACGGAUGUACUUUUACUGUCUUGCAUGUUAGUAGCUGCAACGUACGAGUCGUGGCCCGAUAAAGCAUCAAGUCACUAAUGGAGUAUUCGCGCUCUCUCAUUACGUAAUACUGAAAGAGAGAGACGGAUGUACUGUUACUGUAUUGCAUCUAUGUAGCGUAUAAACAACACAUCAACCUCGCGGUUAUAAAUAUUCGCCCUCUCUCACGGCGUUAUACUGAAAGAGAAAGAUGGGUAUGCUGUAUACUUUACUGUCAUAAAAUGCUUAGUAUGAAUCCAAUGGUCCUUGGAACCGGAUUAAACUAAUAAAGAUAAUAUUAGGACAAUGUACUCGAAUACUUCUUUGAUACGACUCUUGAUUACGCAAUAGUGAGAAGGAUGGAUGAAUUUGUGAGCAAGAGAAGAAUUUAUUGUAUACUUCAUUCCUAUAUGACUUUUGUAUACAAGGUAUGUAUAUGUAAGUUUGUAUGUAUGCAGGUUAGUUUAUCUAUUUGUAUCGCAAAAUUUGCUUCAAUGCACAAACAAUAUAACAACAUACAAACAUAAAUGGCGCUAAAAUUUUAGAGUAUUCACAUCUUUUUCUUACCAGCGUAAUAAGAAAAGGACAGACAAACUUAGUUUAAUUUAGAACUGUCAAACCUCAUGGCAAUAGGUGCCAGUCGGGAGCCUAUCGUUUGAAGAGCACACUAAAUUUUAGAGUCUUUUUUAAAAUUAAUUUUCCGUUCUUUUUUAGCAAUAUGAAACAGAAAAAGAUGCAGCUAUACUCUAAAUUUAGUUUAGAGAAAAACAUCAUUGUGGCCAAUUUUACUGUACACCAUUUAAACUAAACCGACAAGUCUAAAUGUAUUGCUAUCCCUUUCAUUAUGCUCCCUGUAGAAAAAGGUAGCACUAGAUUCAGACGUAUCAAUUUGGUUAAAUUCAGAGAUAGUAUGCAACAGAGUUAACCAGUUGAAAAACUAUGUUUUCAGAUUUUGUAUAGUGGCAAAAUAGCUUUAGAUUAGAUUAAUAUAUAGCAAUGUAUCGAAACUACAACGCACAUGAAACAAUAUUAUGUAGUACGAUAACUUGCCUUUUACAGACUCAAACUAUUAAACGGUAAAAGUAUCUAUUUAUUUAGGUGACAAUUAGACGGUUUACAUUAUGAAGUAAAUAAGAAAAUGGAUGGUAAUGAACUAACGAAUAGUGAACGAUUUUUACAAAACCAAAAAAAAAACUUGCUAGGUUACCCUUAAAAAGUGAAAAGAGAACUGUGGUGGUUAUGCAAUGUACAGUCAAAGGCCGUAAGUCGUUUAGCACCUUAAUGAUCAUAUUUGCCUGACACAGUUAUUCACAUGCGUUAGGUGUGUGUGGCGUGCAUAUAGAAAAAGGUCAUAAGUGCGAUAGGUUUUUGAAUUGCUACUCGAAUUCUGAAUCCGAUCGUACAUGAUGUUAUGUGUAUAUGUAUUGCAGUUUCUAAUGAAAUAAUUAGAGAAAUGAAAUAUUGGGAAAUACAUGAACAGCGCCAUCUAUGAGGCUUUUAAAGAACACGGCCAGUGGGGUGAUUCGUUGAGUGUCUAACACUGAUUGAUAGCCACUAAGCUCAUUUGACAUUGAUUGGUUCUACAUUGCUGCUUCGCUAAUGGAAAUUAAAAUAAUUUUUCGUAGAAAACCUUCAAUGGGUUAAAAUAAAUGUCAAAUGAGCUUGGUUGCUAUAAUUCAGUGUUAGACAUUGAGUUAGCGAGUAGGCUGGAAAGUUCUUCACUAGUAGUCCAACCUGAAGUUGCAACAUGGUGGGCACUUUGCGCAGGUCAUAGGCUGGUCAUAGAGCGCAUUUUGACUUUGCUCAGUCUUAAGAUUGAGUUAAAACGAGACAGAUUUAUGGGAUAGAUAUACCUCUGUCUCGUUUUAUCUCUGUCUAAUUUGACUAGUAGUCAUCAUCCCAACUGCUUAAAAUGUAAUGUGUAAUGUAACAAAGUAUAGCAAUAUUAU
Molecule: messenger RNA, 3836 nt
Organism: Maniola jurtina (meadow brown)
Lineage: Eukaryota; Metazoa; Arthropoda; Insecta; Lepidoptera; Nymphalidae
Exons: 13
Coding region: 184-1854 (556 amino acids)
Source: RefSeq, a predicted model, not a curated record